GUAACCUUAGGUUGCCGGUGACGGUGUUUGUGGCGGAGGUAUUGGAGUAUUAUCACCUCCAUAUCUCCCAGCUUAGUCCUUUCGGAAUGUUCCGAAUUCGGAAUUUUGAGUACACAUUCCGUGCCCAUGGCCUGCCCAUUUCAGUGGAGAAUUUCCGGCGUUUCUACCAGUUGACGGUGAACACCGGUUUUUUCUCGUUCACUCAAAGGCAUGGGAGUCUGAAGUUGAUGACACCCCCUAAGGGUGUGACAGGCUGGAAGAAGAGGUUCUUCUACGUGAAAGCCUGUGCGGUCUAUGCUAACAUGUCUUUCAGGAACGUCGAUGUUGGAGUUUCCGAUGAAGAUAUUCCUGUUGCUUCCGCAAAGACCGCGGACUGGUUCUCUAGGCUGCGGCCUAUUGAACUCAAGAAGUUGGAUAAUGACCAACUAUGGAUAUUGCGGAUGAUGCUCUCGAGACCGGAUAGGAAGGAAAGACCCGUGUUGCGGGAACAGGGUGGUGGUAAGUUCGUUACCCUUUGUUAUUUUCCUUAUUGCCUAAGCCUUUGUGAUAACCUGCAUGCAUGUAUCAGCGGAUGCGGUUGGCUUGUGGAGGAUGUUUGAGCCUGAUUUCAAGGGCCAGGUUGAACUGAUCGCGGUUGAGCUGAAGAAAGGUUUCAACCUUGAAAUUCUGAAGAACUUCCGCGUACCAUCAAAAGCGGUGCUGGAAGCCCCGGUUCCGGGAGACGCAAGAGGUGUCCUUGCGGAUUUGGGGAAGUUUGAGAAACGCGUCCCCAAAAAGACUGUGGAGAAGAAAACGGUAAAAAAGACCGUGCGGGGUCGUGGUAAGGGGAGUGUUGAAGGCUCAGCUGCCCCUUCUUCCGUUUUCGAAGCCGCAGGUAGUGGUGCGGCCGCGGGUGGAACUGCUGUGGUUCCCCCCGUUGUUGGAGAGAAAAGGGGGCCAGAGCAGAAAGCUGCUGGUGGUGGUGAACCGAAGAGGCGGAGACUGCAGACCAGGAGAGUUGCUCCGGUGCAGAAGAAACCUGCAGUUGUUGCUGAAUCCCGAGAUGCGGGGUAUUCUUUUUUUGACAUUCCUGCGUCUCCUCCGCACACCGCUGCCGCGGGUGCGGGUGUAUUGAAGGAGAAGGUCGCGCCUAAGGAGCCUGCGGCCCCUUUUGCUGGGCCAGGGGACGAUAUCUCAAAUGACCCUGCGGCCUGCAAGGAGAUUCUGGGUGGUCUGGGCACCCCGUUUGAAGUUGAGCGUGCCCGUGCCGCACCCCGAGAGCUGCGUGUAAACCAGCUCUCGUCAAUGCUGCUCGAGAAGGACAAGGCUACUUUUGAAAAGCAGAAACAGACUUCUGAAUGGGCUGCCGCUGCCCAGCUGAAACAGGUGCGUACCCUUGCUAAACUUCUUGCUGAUGAGCGCAAAAGUUGGAAUGAAAAAAUGUCCAAUGAGCGCAAGAAGUGGAAUGCAUCAUGGGCUAAGCAGAAUGACAUUCUGUUUCAUGCUCGGCAGGAGCUGACAAAUGCCAAGGCAGCGAAUGCUACCUUGAGCCAAGAGAAGGCUGCUGCUGAGGCCAUUUCUGUGAAGGCGCUGCAGGCGAAGGCCGACGCCUUGAAGGCCCUUGAAGAGGUCAAAGAAGCCGGGGCUCGUGCCUCAAAGGCCCAUGAAGAGGCCGCAGAGAAGGAGAGCCGUGCUUCUAAGGCUCUUGAAGAGGCGAAUGCGGAGCGCAUUCGUUUAGGCAAAGUUGUUGAAAGCCUGCAGGCUGAGGUUCAGGCCCGGGAGGUCGUAGUUACGGACCUUACUACCCGCGUGUCUGCUGCGGAGAAGCGGGCUGACGCUGCUGCUGAGGCCAAGGAUGCCUUGGUGUCCUCUUUUAACCAACUGGAAGCUGACCGUGAGUGGCUGCGGACUUACGGCAUCGCGCGUAUUGUCGAGGCUAUCAUGAAUGCUCCUAAGACCUCAUCUGGUUUGGACCUGGUUAAGGAGCGUGCGCGCGAGGCUGGCUUCAAGGCUGGUUUUAACCGCUGCAUUGGUCACAUCAAUGUACUAUCCGCAGGUGGUUAUACCGAUCAGGAUGCUAAGCUCGCUUGUUUGAUGAAUUGA
Helianthus annuus (common sunflower) is the source of this 2082-nucleotide messenger RNA. RefSeq lists its product as uncharacterized. The coding region runs from base 556 to 2082 and encodes 508 amino acids. The record is from RefSeq and is a predicted model, not a curated record. NCBI's taxonomy places the organism in Eukaryota, Viridiplantae, Streptophyta, Magnoliopsida, Asterales, Asteraceae. The transcript is spliced from 9 exons.